Messenger RNA from Wallemia ichthyophaga EXF-994, 1437 nucleotides. Its product is annotated as Protein transport protein SEC61 subunit alpha. The record is from RefSeq and is a predicted model, not a curated record. Gene Ontology annotation, molecular function: signal sequence receptor activity; transmembrane protein transporter activity; ribosome binding. Gene Ontology annotation, biological process: SRP-dependent cotranslational protein targeting to membrane, translocation; post-translational protein targeting to membrane, translocation. Lineage: Eukaryota; Fungi; Basidiomycota; Wallemiomycetes; Wallemiales; Wallemiaceae. The transcript is spliced from 5 exons. Gene Ontology annotation, cellular component: membrane; Sec61 translocon complex. The coding region runs from base 1 to 1437 and encodes 478 amino acids.
AUGUCGUCGUUCCGUUUCCUUCAACUCGUUAAACCGUUCCAGCAGAUUCUCCCUGAAGUUUCUGCCCCAGAGCGCAAAGUCCCUUUCAACCAGAAAGUAGCCUGGACAGCAGUCACGCUUCUUAUUUUCUUGGUUUGCUCACAGGUUCCGCUUUAUGGUAUCGUGUCCAGUGAUAGCUCUGAUCCUUUAUAUUGGAUGAGAGUUAUCCUGGCCUCAAAUCGUGGUACUCUUAUGGAACUCGGUAUCUCUCCAAUCGUUACCUCUGGAAUGAUUAUGCAGUUAUUGGCAGGCGCUAACUUGAUUGAUGUUGAUUUCUCUCUUAAGGAAGACAGAGCCUUGUUUGGCGCCGCUCAAAAAUUAUUCGCGUUGAUCAUAUCUCUCGGUCAAGCAACCGUAUACGUCUUGACUGGCUUGUACGGCCAGCCAUCUGACCUCGGUGCCGGUGUCUGCUUGCUUUUGGUCGUACAACUUGUUGCUGCUGCUCUGAUUGUCAUUCUUCUCGAUGAGUUGCUUCAAAAGGGUUACGGUCUUGGCUCUGGUAUUUCUCUCUUUAUUGCCACCAACAUAUGUGAAUCUAUCGUCUGGAAAGCUUUCUCACCAACGACAAUCAACACGGGCCGUGGUCCAGAGUUUGAGGGUGCUUUGCUUGCUCUCGUCCACCUCCUCUUUACCUGGAAUGACAAGACUAGAGCACUCAAAGAAGCCUUCUACAGAGACAGACUUCCAAAUGUCUCAAACUUGUUGGCUACUCUCGCAAUAUUUGCUGCCGUCAUCUACUUGCAAGGAUUCAGAAUUGAGAUUCCGGUAAAAUCCAACAGAUUUAGAGGCCAACGUGGAACAUACCCAGUCAAGUUAUUCUACACAUCUAACAUGCCAAUCAUGUUAGAAUCUGCACUUAGCUCAAACGUUUUUAUCAUUUCUCAAAUGCUCUACAGCAGAUUCCCUGAUAACCUCCUUGUGAAGCUUAUCGGUAUUUGGGAACCAUUGGAGGAGUCACCACAACUAUUCGCUACUUCUGGUAUCGCUUACUAUAUGUCACCACCACACACACUGCAUGCGGCGUUAGUUGACCCAUUCCACACAGCCAUUUACGUUGCGUUCAUGCUCUCUGUUUGUGCCAUCUUCUCCAAGACAUGGAUCGAAGUUUCAGGUUCAGGUCCAAGAGAAGUUGCUAAGCAGUUGAAGGACCAACAAAUGGUUAUGGCUGGUCACAGAGAAGGAUCGAUGUACAAGGAGCUUAAGAGAGUUAUUCCAACGGCUGCUGCUUUCGGUGGUGCUACUAUCGGUGCUCUUUCCGUCGUUGCCGACUUGAUCGGUGCUUUUGGUUCAGGCACUGGUAUUCUUCUCGCCACUACCAUCAUCUACUCAUACUUUGAAAUCUCUUCGAGGGAGAAUCUUAGUCCGGAGAUGGCUUCGAUGGGUGAUAUGAUUGGGUAA